AUGGGGGCGGCGCUCCUGCUAUAUAUCACCGCUCAGCUGCUCCUCGAGUCCGCUCUGCUCUGCUCUGCUGCAUGCCGCCCCUUGCCCUCCGAUGCCGAGGACACCGACGAUCCAGACGCCGGCGACGGCGGCGCCGCCGCGGUUUCCUUCAAGAAGAGCCGCAACGAACUGAAGCGGGAGGCCCGCCGCGCCGUGAAGUGGGGAAUGAACCUCGCCAACUUCUCCCCGCCUCAGAUCAAGCGCAUCCUCAGUGCCGCGUCGCUGGAACGCGAGGUGUUCGAUGCGCUCAUGCUCGUCAAGGUUCGUACAUCCGUUCGUUUCCUCGACGAGAUUGUGGUGGAUCACCGGAUUGGUGACAGACAUUCACGUGUAAUUCUUGCUUCUCAGAAAUUUGGGCCGGAUGUGCGGGAAGGAAAGAGGAGACAGUUCAAUUACAUCGGAAGACUUCUGCGCAAUGCACAACCAGAAUUGAUGGAUACUCUAAUACAGGCUUCCAAGGAUGGAGAUGAGAGCAAGUUACAUACCUUACUUAGUGAAGGUACAUUGUUGGUGGAAGAGGAGGAAGUGGAGGACCUACCUGAUGAAGAAGAGGACAAUCAAGAGUAUAUGAAAAUUGCAGAUAGAUGGUUUGAAGGCCUCCUUCGCAAAGACAUUUCAGUUACUAAUGAAGUUUACUCUGUCCAUAGUGUUGAAUUUGAUCGUCAGGAACUGCGAAAGCUUGUGAAGAGAGCUCACAUGGUCCAAGAAAGCACACACAAUAAAGAUGGGGAAGAUUCUAAUGUGAAGCUUUCUGGAGCAAAGAAACCACUUAUGAGGUUCCUUCGUUCCCUAGCAAAUGAGGCUUAUGCUGCAUAG
Miscanthus lutarioriparius is the source of this 855-nucleotide messenger RNA. Lineage: Eukaryota; Viridiplantae; Streptophyta; Magnoliopsida; Poales; Poaceae. The record is from the annotation of a GenBank genome assembly.